Molecule: messenger RNA, 6859 nt
Organism: Cuculus canorus (common cuckoo)
Lineage: Eukaryota; Metazoa; Chordata; Aves; Cuculiformes; Cuculidae
Gene: LRFN5
Product: leucine rich repeat and fibronectin type III domain containing 5
Exons: 3
Coding region: 206-2536 (776 amino acids)
Molecular function (GO): protein binding
Source: RefSeq, a predicted model, not a curated record
GCUGCCCGCCGCGCCGGCCGCCCUGCCCGCCCCGGCCGGGGCCGCCGCCGCCGCCGCGCCGCUCUAGGAUGCGGCUGCUGAGCGCCGGCACAGGGCGGAGAGGCGGCCAGCCUGCCUGCCCACCGCCCGGCCCCGCUCCGCCGCGGCGAGCGCUCCGGACGCCGCGCUUCCCCGGGAGGCGACAGGCUCUUGAACCUGAUCUACAAUGGAAAAACUGCUUUUGUUUCUGCUGUUCAUUGGCGUAGCGGUGAGAACUCAGAUCUGCCCAAAGCGCUGUGUCUGUCAGAUUCUGUCUCCGAACCUUGCCACCCUUUGUGCCAAGAAAGGGCUCUUGUUCGUUCCUCCCAACAUUGACAGGAGGACUGUGGAGCUACGGCUGGCAGACAACUUUGUUACAAACAUUAAAAGGAAAGACUUUGCCAACAUGACCAGCCUGGUGGACCUGACGCUGUCCAGGAAUACAAUCAGUUUUAUUACGCCUCACGCGUUUGCCGACUUGCGCAAUUUGCGGGCUUUGCAUUUGAACAGCAACCGAUUGACUAAAAUCACUAAUGACAUGUUCAGCGGACUCUCCAACCUUCACCACUUGAUACUUAACAACAACCAGCUGACUUUAAUUUCUUCUACAGCUUUUGAUGAUGUUUUAGCUCUUGAGGAAUUGGAUUUGUCUUACAACAAUCUGGAAACCAUCCCAUGGGAUGCAGUGGAGAAGAUGGUGAGUUUGCACACGCUCAGCCUAGACCACAACAUGAUUGACCAUAUUCCUAAGGGGACCUUCUCCCACCUCCACAAGAUGACCAGGUUGGACGUUACAUCUAACAAACUGCAGAAGCUACCACCUGAUCCUCUCUUCCAGCGAGCUCAGGUACUGGCAACCUCAGGAAUUAUCAGCCCCUCGACUUUUGCAUUGAGCUUUGGUGGGAACCCUUUGCAUUGCAACUGUGAGCUUUUGUGGCUGAGGCGUCUUUCGAGGGAAGACGACCUGGAGACCUGUGCUUCUCCCACGCUUUUGUCUGGCCGGUACUUCUGGUCGAUUCCUGAGGAGGAGUUCCUGUGCGAGCCUCCUCUCAUCACCCGGCACACCCAUGAGCUGCGGGUGCUGGAGGGCCAGCGGGCAGCGCUGAGGUGUAAGGCCCGGGGGGACCCCGAACCAGCGAUUCAUUGGAUUUCACCCGAGGGUAAACUGAUUUCAAACGCAACGAGGUCCGUGGUGUACGACAACGGGACGCUCGACAUCCUUAUAACAACAGUGAAGGACACAGGCUCCUUCACCUGCAUCGCUUCUAACCCUGCUGGGGAGGCCACACAGACGGUGGACCUACACAUAAUCAAGCUCCCCCACUUGCUGAACAGCACAAACCACAUCCACGAGCCUGACCCCGGCUCCUCGGAUAUCUCGACUUCCACCAAGUCAGGCUCCAACGCGAGCAGUAGCAACGGGGAUACUAAAGUCAGCCAAGAUAAGAAGGUGGUCGUUGCAGAAGCAACAUCCUCUACUGCUCUGCUGAAAUUCAAUUUUCAGAGGAAUAUACCUGGGAUCCGUAUGUUCCAAAUCCAGUACAACGGUACUUACGAUGACUCCCUUGUUUACAGAAUGAUACCUCCCACAAGCAAAACCUUCCUGGUCAACAACCUGGCUGCUGGGACUGUGUACGACCUGUGUGUCCUGGCCAUCUACGACGAUGGGAUCACCUCGCUCACCGCCACCAGGGUGGUGGGCUGCACGCAGUUCACCACUGAGCAGGACUACGUGCGCUGCCACUUCAUGCAGUCCCAGUUCCUGGGCGGGACCAUGAUUAUCAUCAUUGGUGGGAUCAUCGUGGCGUCCGUGCUUGUGUUCAUCAUCAUCCUCAUGAUCCGCUACAAGGUGUGCAACAACAACGGGCAGCAGAAGGUCACCAAGGUCAGCAAUGUCUACUCGCAGACGAAUGGGGCUCAGAUCCAGGGCUGUGGCGGGGUGCUGUCACAGUCCAUGUCCAAGCAGGCCAUCGGGCACGAGGAGGGCAUCCAGUGCUGCAAGGCUGCCAGCGACGGUGCAACGCAGUCGCCGGAGGCCGUCUCCAGCCAGGACUCGGCCACCACUACCUCCGCUUUGCCUCCCGCCUGGACUUCCAGUGCUUCUGCCUCCCAGAAGCAGAAGCGAAAGCUGGGGCCGAAGCCCGGCAGCGAGCUGCAGGGCGAAGCUGUUGGCAGCAUCGAGUCCCAGAACAGUAACCGAAAUAACUCCACUGCCCUGCAGUUGCCCACGCGCUCCCCCUGCUCCCCCCGAGCCACCCCCACCUACAAAAGAGCACAAUCAAAGCCAAGUAAGUUCCUCACGCUGCCGGCUGACGUGGCCCGAGCCAAGCGCAGGCUCUCGCUGGGCGGCGAGCUGAUGGAGCCCCGCUGCCCCGGCAGCGCCUGGGCUGCAGGCGGACUGCGGUCCAAGCGGAGCGUAUCCAUGAACGGGAUGCUAGUCCAGUCAGACAGCUCUGACGUGGAUAGCGGAAAAGCAACUUUCUCCAGUUCUGAGUGGAUAUUGGAAAGCACUGUGUGACCUGCUUUUUUUUUUUUUUCUCUUUCUCUUUCUUUUUUUCUUUUUUUUUUUUAAUUUUAAUUUUUAUUUGAAUGACAAACAAAGCACCAAACGUUGUGUGAAACUCCCUGUCCCAGAGGGGAGUUGGAUUUGGAAGUUCACUAUUGUCUCGCUGAUUAAUGGCUUGUUCAUGCGAGGUUCUGUGUAAGCCACCCAGUGCACAUGGGGUUUGAUUUAGUUUGCAUUUGAUUUUUUUUUUAACAUUAAAACCGAAGGCAACAUUCAGAGAUUAAAAAAAAAAAUAAAAAAGAAAGGAAAAAAAAGAUUAAGGCGUGAAAAAAAGCACGGAACAGCACCAGUGCCUUCCCUACUCUAGGACUGGCUUCCUGGUUCUGCAGCAGCAGAAAACGAAAGAGAGAGUUUUCACAGAAAAAGCCUUUUAUAAAGGAAAUGCAAUUUCCUCCAAGCUAACAAAUAACCGCUCCUGGAUCAAUCAGUAAAAUGGUAUUUUUUAAACCGGUCAGACUGUACAUUUCUUUUCCGUGACAAUGGUGUUGCCUUUGUUUUUAGGCAGAUGCUGUACAGAAACAACAACGCUGUGUUGUUAUGUUGUGUACAAUAAAAUAUUCACUCCGUACACCAGCCCGCCUCGCGGUGACUGCCUGCUCGGAGCCAGGAGGAGGAGGAGGGUGCUGUGACGAGGGGUCCCCCGCCUUGUGCUGGGGUCUGGCAGCUGGGGCUGGUGCCCGACCCACUGCCCCAACACCCUCGUCCCGUGGCGCUGGCUGUGCCUGGUGCUGGCGCUGGCAGAGCUUUGGUUUGCUGCUCUGUUUUCUGAGCCAUCGGUGUGGCGCAGGCUGUCCCCGUCCCGUCAGGACAGGUGCAUGCAGGUGUGUGACGGGGUCGAGGGGAGAGGUGGGAGCAGCCGCAGCGGCUUGCCUGGCUGCGGUCACGCAGAGCUGAUUUGGGGCAGGGAGAGGUGACCCGGCUGAGCUGCGGGCACCUCAGGGUGUGGGCAGGGAGCAGAGCUGGCGGCUCGACCCUGUGCUGUGGGGCAGGGGGCAGCCGGCGGGCGCAUUGCUGUUCAGCGGCUCUCUGUGGUGGUCAGGAUGAUGGUGAUGGCCGUCUCCUUCUUUCCAAGAUGGUUUGGACCACAUGUCCUGUAAACUCUGUGGCUGUCCCAGUUCCCUUUCACCCCUGUGCACAGUGGAGGGACUGGAAGACGGUCCCAUCCAUAACCUGCUCUCCGAGUGCCGUGCCUGUGGGACGGGAUAACGUCAGGGCACUACGUGUGGACAGAAGCCCGUGGCAUUAGGAGUCAGCAACUGAAACCCCCACGUUGUGAGGACGGCACACGUGCUUCUGCUGCUGCUCCAAAAUGAAGGCUGUGAUUAAUAUUAAUUAACUGAUAUGGUCAUCAUGUUUAAAUUACAGACAGCUUAACUCUGCAACAUGAGUGCAUUCUCAGCUGCCAUAUAAUAAGUUUUAUGUGGGCUUUGCGGCCAUUAAAGUGACAGAACAGUUAAAUUUUACACCCCGUGUGGUUGUUCUGGAGGGCAGUGAAACCCGGGCAGGUGCCUGCGGACACCCUGGCUCUCAGCAGGACAGCUGGUCGGCCCAGAGCUGUCGUAGCAGGGAAUGGCUUGUGGCAGGGAACGUCUCGUAGCAGAGAAUGUCGUCUCCCGGCAGCCCCGGUCUCUGCCUCCAAAGAGCCCUGGUGCUCUCAGCCGUCGUGGGUUGCUCUCAGCAGUUUCACUGCCUGUCGUGGAAAAACAGAGUCUGGGUGGGGGCGGUGUAAAGGACAUUAAAAGAGGAGGCUGUUUCUUUUUUAGAAAGCCCUUUUACUUCCCUUGGGAAAUGCAGGGACCGAAAAGGAAACGAAGCCUCAAAAUUAGAACACCCGCUCCCUGCUGGAAAGUUAAAAAGAGAGCAAUCCCUCCUGAGCCGUCUCUGGAAGUUCUUGCGGGGCUGUGUGCUCAGAAGGUGGCUGUUCAAGCGGUGCCCGGUCCGAGGCCAUGCUGUCUUUGUCCUGGUUCUGGUGGUCACACAGCGAAGGCACUGUCAGGCAUGGGAAACCAUGGGCAGCGCCUUCCCUUUGCUCCAGGGUGUGGAGCUUGCUGUAGGGUUUUUUGCUGAAGUGCUUGUUUUGAUCAUGCAUUUUAAGAAUAUCAAAUGAAAAUGGUUAAUGUGUUGUCUAAAAUUGGACGUAAAUGUGUCUAAAGUUUUGUGGAAGUGCUAAAAUAUUAAUGGCUUCUUGGGGUUUAGGGAGGUUUAUUUUUGUAUCUUUAAUUUUUUACCCUAAGGAAUCGUUUUCUGAGCAUUGUGGAGCUGCGUGUCUGUGGUGCGUCUGUGUAAGCAGCUUAUGAGGAACAUAUGUCCCUGCAUUUGAUUUAAUUCUCUGCUAAUAGUGUAGGAGCGGUGAGACCUGGAUAGCAGAGGGUUUGCCUCAUGCGACUUUCUCCCUUUGGCAGAGAGGAGCAUCCCUUGGGAGUGCACAGGCACAAAACUGGCUGUUCCCACUGGAGUAACUGCAGCAGGACCGCUAAUUCAAGCUCAAUUCUGUCAGAGUAUUGAAAGCCUGCUGGAGGAGGAAAUUCUCUGUCCUUUCUGUUCUGCAAAACCAAAGGUUGCCAGCUGUUCGAGGCAGAAAGUGCUGUGGUGCUCCUUGAUCGGCAUAACAUGGCUACAUCUGUCUUCAAGUGCAGCAGCGCUUUCUGAUGCUUCAGGAAUGAGUCUGAGUUCAGGAACAUGAGCAGGGUGUUCCCUGUGGUGGGCAGUGGAUGCUGAGAUGGGUGGCUGGGCUGGCGCUGCCCCCCUGGCUUCACCGCAGCUGCACACGGGAGCUUGCAGAGACCUGAACCCACAAACCUGCCCCAGCAUCGCCCAACCUGUGCAUGUGCGCCGUGUGCUCAGAAAUAGAGGAACCAAAGUGUUUGCUAUAGAUGGAGGAGAAACUACUGCAGAGAUUUGUUUACUUGUAUUAAAAUUGCUGGCACAUGGUUUCUCUUGCGCCUUUUCAGAAUCCUUUCCUCCGAGUGUACAUGUUGUGUUAAAGAGGGCUGGUACAAGUGGUGCUAGAUGGAGAAGCAGGGCUGUGUUGGGUGAAACAUACAUUGUGUUGGCUUGAUUUCUGUGCUGCUUUUCGGCUUGUCUGCUGGGGAUGUUCUUUCUGGUGAAUACAUGGUCCUGCUCCGCUCUGGGUGCCCCUGUGGGUUUAUUUCUGCUAGCGAGUUCCCCUGAGUGUGGCAGCCGUGCUUGGGCAGCCCUGCGGGAACAGUGAAUGGGAAGGCGAUGGCCAUGUGUCCUGUGCUUGGGAGAGGGGAGCUGACUCCUGGGCAUGCAGCUCUCGGGUGCAGAGGAGCCGGCUGCUGGGUGGUCCCAUUCCUGCUGUCCACAACGCUGCUGGAGGCAUGGGGCUCGCUGCCAGCAGCUCCUGCCUCCCGGGGACCAUUAAAGCCCUGCUGGCCACUGCUUCGGGACUGCACAAAGCAUCUCCUGGUGACUCCGUGGGCACCUGAGCGUGGUCACCGAGACACGCAUUGAGCACCCCUGGCUGACAAGAGUGACACUGAGCCGUGCAGCCGGCAGUUUUGCAGCAGCCGAUGCUCACUGCUUGUGUGCCCUUGAAACGGUGCAGCGUGGCUCUUCUGUGCUGCUGGAAAACCGCACCAAGAGCCACACCAGGCACCCUGCACAGAGAGGGAGCAUGUGGCUUCCCCCAGUAGGCAGUCCAACCAGAAGAAGUGAUGGUGACACCUGCUAUUGCUUACUGUCGCUUCUCUUGCUAUGAAUUGAGAGGAACUGGAGUCUGGGAGGUACCAUUCAUAAUGUGGCCAACGUUUGUUGGUGUUGGAGUAGCUCAAGAACAUUUACUGUCCUCCUCUAAGGUGCUGCUUGUGACCAGGGCUGUGCAAUUGCGCUCCUGAAACAGUCCCAAAAUUGCACAGUGCCUUUCCCUGGGUGAUGUAGGAACUCAUUUUGAUGUCGGUCAAAGUCCUUGUGUAAAGGAAGCAAACCAUAGCAAAGUCGGUAUGGCCCUGCUUACGGAAAAUGUGUAUCCCAUAUUUUUCCUUUGCAAGUGUGUUUCCGCAUGCCUGUGUCUGGACCUGGUGCCAGAGCUCCAGCCUGUGCUGGGUGUGUAGCCCACCACAGCACCUCUGCUCAGCUGGGGCUUCCCUUCUGCCUGUCAUUCCACAGUGCCUCGCCCCGGGAAGUGCCGGAUCUUUCUGCCGGUUGUUCCGUCGUGCCUCACCUUGCCGCUGCUGUUGUUGCCCUCUGAGCUGAAUCCAGGCACCGCAGAGGGGUCCGCUCGGUGCCAGCCCACCCCACACGGGCAGUGGUGCU